AGAGCAACAUACAGCACCGUAUAUCAGCAGCCUGGCUCAGGUGGCGUGAAGUUACUGGCGUUACCUGUGAUAGCCGAAUGCCUGUAAAGCUGAAGGGGCUUAUCUAUAAGUCAGUAAUAAGACCUGUCUUAACCUAUGGAAGCGAGACGUGGGCCGUAACGAAAAAACAUGUCCAGUCCAUCCAAGUUGCAGAGAUGAAGAUGUUACGUUGGAUGUGCGGCGUGACGAGGCUCGACAAGAUUCGCAACGAGUAUGUGCGCGGUAGCCUCGGUGUACGUGACGUGGCUGACAAACUGCAGGAAAACCGGCUGCGUUGGUAUGGGCAUGUUAAAAGAAGACCGCCUGAGUACAUUGGCAACGUGGCACUCGACUUCAAUAUUACUGGUCAGCGACGUAGAGGAAGACCUAAGCUGAGAUGGUUGAGUGUCGUGGAGAAAGACAUGGAGAGUUGCGGGUUAUCCGAAGACGAUGUCCAGGAUAGGGCAAAGUGGAGGAAGAACAGUAGGAAAGCGGACCCCGGCGCAAGACGGCGGGAUUCACGCUAGGAAGAAGAAGAAGAAG
Pectinophora gossypiella (pink bollworm) is the source of this 561-nucleotide messenger RNA. RefSeq lists its product as uncharacterized. The transcript has a single exon. The record is from RefSeq and is a predicted model, not a curated record. Bases 78 to 545 code for a protein of 155 amino acids. NCBI's taxonomy places the organism in Eukaryota, Metazoa, Arthropoda, Insecta, Lepidoptera, Gelechiidae.